CGAGAAGCUCCCGUGUAGCCAAGAUGUAUACCGACGAGAUGGAGGCUAUGGACGAGGUACACCAGGAGACAAUUGCCAAGAAGACGCAGCAAGGCAUCGUCAUACAACACAAUAUGCGCUCACCACCGCAUUUCUCCUCUUCACAGCCUCCGUUCUCGCCGUCUCAGCGGUUGGCGAGGCAAAAUGCAGCACAGAACGCUCUGAACUCGCUCCAUCUGCCAAGUUCACCCCCAAGUCAGUUGCUUGAGGAGGAGUCACAAUCACAAUCUCUAGGGGUAAAUCGUUGUGAUCCGAGCGCGUAUGAUUAUGACGAUGACGAGGAGGAGAUGGAAAUUGGAGGGUCGCCAACAAGAUCAAGAACGAUGGGACCACCGACCGUUUUGGCAAAGGCACUGAAUGAAGCCUCGGACAAGGAGAUUAACACGCCACCAGCAGCAAAAUUCAGUUUCGACAACCCUUCGUUAGGACGUUUGGCAUCUAUUCAGUCACACGACGACUUGCCCGGAGUCCAUCUGCCCAAACACGACCAUCUACGACCACCGCCCCCAGGAAUGUUACACGUCAAGGGUUUCACCUCAAACGGCACCCCCCUAUGGUUCCCAAAGAAGGCACCAAAACCACCCAGAACAAGACGGAUGGAUAUGCCGGACGGUGCUUCCUACGGACUGGACAGAAUAAACAAACUUCUUGACGAGCUCGAAACAGAGGACUUAUUACUAGCACAGCAGGAGAGCCUUCAACAAAUGGAGCAAGACGUGAACGACGCCGACGAAAUCGACAUCGUGAAACGCAACACCCUCUGGACAGACAAAUACCGCCCCCAAAAAUUCACCGACCUCCUCGGCGACGAACGCACCCAUCGCGACCUCCUCCGCUGGCUCAAACACUGGGAUUUCUGCGUAUUCGGGAAAGGGAAUCCGGAGUCCACGCUGAAGUCCUUCAAAUCCGAUUCGUCGUUCGGUGGUGGUGGGAGUGAUUUUACGCCUGCGCCAGAUGUGUAUAAGAGACCGGAGCAGCGGAUUAUUAUGUUGACUGGACCGCCUGGGUAUGGGAAAACGACGUUGGCGCACAUUGCGGCGAAGCAGUGUGGGUACGAGGUUAUUGAGAUUAACGCUUCGGAUGAUCGAACUGGUGCAGCGGUUCGGAAUAAGGUCGGGAACGCGUUGGAUACGCAUUCAAUUACUGGGAGUGGUAAACCAGCGUGUAUCAUCAUCGACGAAAUCGAUGGUGUGAGUGGACAGGGUGGUGAGCAGAGUUUUAUCAAAGCAUUAUUGGAUUUCGUCACGGCGGACGAACAGGCAAGUCUCGGCGCACGAAAGAGAAAGAAGAAGAAGACCACGAAACCCUUGUUACGACCCAUCAUCUGUAUCUGCAAUGACCAGUUCGCACCUGCGUUGAGGCCUCUGCGGCAGUAUGCACAGAUUCUACGAUUCAAGAAGUUACCGACGACGAGUAUUGUCAACCGGUUGAAGCAGAUAUGUACGAAGGAGGGGUUACAGGCUGAUUUGAAUGCGUUGGGGUUGUUGUGUGAGAGGACGGAGGGGGAUAUGAGAUCAUGUAUGAACGCGUUACAGUUCGUCAGGAUGAAGGGGGAUAAACUCACUGUCGACACCGUUUCGAACUCGAGUGGAGUCAUCGGGCAGAAGGACGUUGGCAAGAGUUCGUGGAGUGUGGUUGAAUCUAUCUUCCGUGUUUUGCACGCAAAGGAGGAAAGAGUGAAAUUCAAUACCGGUAUCUCGACCGGACACGGGAAGAGAUUCGUGGGGAGGUUGGUGGAGGAAGUCAUGACGAACGGUGAAUACGACAAAGUCAUGAUGGGAUGUUUCACCGCCUACCCAACCCAACCCUACCACGACAACCUCCUCUCCAAACCUUGCCAAGCCUCCGACUGGCUCUUCUUCCACGACUCCAUCCAACGCGGAAUUUUCGAUCGGCAGUUGGGUGAGUUGGGACAUUAUUCACCCUACGCCCCCGUUGCAUUCCAUCACCUGUUCGGUACGAUCAAACGACACGUUCCCGUCGAACGCUCGAACGCAGAUUGGGACGCACACCAAAAAACACUCCAAAACCGUGAAAUUCUGGAUACGCUCAUGUCCCACACAACCCCAACCCUCCGCCAAAUCUUCCGUGGAUCCGAAACAUUCGUUCUCGAACUCGCAUCCUUCCUCAUCCGAAUUAUCUCGCCUGACCUCAAGCCUGUUAAUUCACAACUUGUCAAGAGUGGAGAACGGGAGAUGUUGAAGAGGGUUGUUGAGGCGAUGAUAGGGUUCGAGAUGAAGUAUGUGCAGUAUAAGACGGAGGAGGGGUUAUUGAUUUAUCGACUUGAGCCGCCGUUGGAGGGGGCGGUUAUGUUUGAGGGUGGGGUUAGUCAGAAGGUGUUGCCGCAGAGGUAUGCGAUUCGGCAGAUGAUUGCGCAGGGGAUUGAGAGGACGGAGGUAUUGGGGAUUACGCCUGAGGAGCCAACAUCCUCGACUAAGAAGGGUGAGGUGGGUGCGGCGGGUGGGAAAGAAGCCGUCAAAAAAGAUUUCUUUGGUCGCGUGAUUGUGCCGAAGACGGAGGAGGAAAAUGAGGGAGAAGGGGCGGAGAAGAAGAAGAGGAAGUGGGAGGCGGAGAAACCGAGGGUGUGGGUUAAGUAUCAUGACGGAUAUUCGAAUGCGGUGAGGAAGCUUAUUACGUUAAAUGAACUGUUGUCGUGAGCGUCGAGCGACACGGACGCGGGCGAGAUGACGUGGACGUGGACGUGGUGUUUUUUUUUUGGAGUUUUGGGCGUUCUGCAUCUCGGGAAUUCGAAGUUUUGUUCAGGG
Molecule: messenger RNA, 2804 nt
Organism: Saitoella complicata NRRL Y-17804
Lineage: Eukaryota; Fungi; Ascomycota; Saitoellomycetes; Saitoellales; Saitoellaceae
Exons: 3
Coding region: 24-2696 (890 amino acids)
Molecular function (GO): ATP hydrolysis activity; ATP binding
Source: RefSeq, a predicted model, not a curated record